Molecule: messenger RNA, 2328 nt
Organism: Macadamia integrifolia
Lineage: Eukaryota; Viridiplantae; Streptophyta; Magnoliopsida; Proteales; Proteaceae
Product: beta-galactosidase 11-like
Exons: 18
Coding region: 1-2328 (775 amino acids)
Biological process (GO): carbohydrate metabolic process
Cellular component (GO): vacuole; cell wall
Molecular function (GO): beta-galactosidase activity; carbohydrate binding
Source: RefSeq, a predicted model, not a curated record
AUGUGGCCACAAAUCAUCAACAAAGCUAAGCAUGGAGGGUUGAAUGCAAUUGAAACUUAUGUUUUUUGGAAUGUUCAUGAGCCUGAACAAGGCCAGUACAAUUUUGAAGGAAAAUAUGAUUUGGUUAGAUUCAUUAAGUUGAUUCAAGAGAACCGUAUGUACGCGAUUCUCAGGAUUGGACCCUUCGUCCAGGCUGAAUGGAACUUCGGAGGGUUUCCAUAUUGGUUGAAAGAGGUGAACAAUAUUACCUUCAGAACUGAUAACCCACCAUUCAAGUAUCACAUGAAAAAAUUCACCAACAAGAUUGUAAAGAAAAUGAGGCUUGAGAAGUUAUUUGCCUCUCAAGGAGGUCCUAUCAUUCUAUCACAGAUCGAGAAUGAAUAUAAUACCAUCCAACCUUCAUUCGAAGAAUCAGGUAUUCAAUACAUUCAUUGGGCAACAAAAAUGGCUCUGAGCCUCAAAACAGGAGUCCCAUGGAUGAUGUGCAAGCAACAGGAUGCUCCUGAUCCAGUGAUCAAUGCAUGCAAUGGAAGAAACUGUGGAGAUACUUUCACAGGCCCAAAUAAACCCUACAAACCCUCUCUGUGGACUGAGAACUGGACUGCUCAGUUCAGAGUAUUUGGUGAUCCGCCAUCUCAGAGGUCGGCAGAAGAUAUUGCAUACUCUGUUGCCCAUUUCUUCUCUAAGAAUGGCACUCUUGUAAACUAUUAUAUGUAUUAUGGAGGAACUAAUUAUGGUAGAACAGCAGCUUCAUUUGUAACAAUGCGUUACUAUGACGAAGCCCCCCUCGAUGAAUAUGGUCUGCAGAAGGAUCCCAAAUGGGGUCACCUCAGGGACUUGCAUACUGCUUUAAGAAUGUGCAAGAAGCCUUUGCUUUGGGGGGUUCCCUCUGUUCAAAAUUUGGGUCUUGGACUAGAGGCCCGAGUUUAUGAAAAUCCAAGAACCAAUGAGUGUGCAGCUUUCUUGACCAACCGUGACCCUAGGGUGCCCGCGACUACAAAAUUCAGGGACAGGGACUAUUACUUGCCUGCACAUUCCAUUAGUAUACUCCCUGAUUGCAAGACUGUGGUCUACAAUACUCAAACGAUAGUUUCCCAGCACAAUGCAAGAAGUUUCCGUGUAUCGGAAGUAGCUAACAGAAAUCACCACUGGCAAAUGUCCCAAGAAAAGGUUUCUACCAUUAUUGAUGCAACUGUAAGAUCAACAACCCCAUUAGAACUCAUGAACCAGACCAAGGAUACCUCAGACUACCUCUGGUACACUACUAGCAUUGAAUUGCAGAAUUAUGACUUACCGACGCGAAGUGACAUAGUCCCAGUCAUCCAGAUUGCAAGCAAUGGCCAUGCACUGCAUGCAUUUGUGAAUGGCGAAUACAUAGGAUCUGGAUUAGGUAGCCACAUAGAAAAGAGCUUCACCUUCAAGAAUCCUGUGAAACUGAAGCCCGGAAAUAACCAUAUAUCACUACUGGGCAUGACAGUUGGAUUCCCGGAUAGCGGAGUCUACUUAGAGCGUAGGAUUGCCGGAGUUCACUCUGUAUUGCUCCAAAGUUUGAACAUGGGUACCAUUGACCUAACACAGAAUGGUUGGGGACAUAAGGUUGGUGUGGAAGGAGAAAAGCUCCAUCUCUAUACCCAAGGGGGAUCACACAGGGUACAGUGGACUGAAGCCAAGGGCAGAGGACCUGCUCUUACAUGGUACAAGGCAUACUUUGAUGCUCCAGAAGGAGACUCACCUGUUGCUCUCAAUCUGACAAGUAUGUCAAAAGGCAUGGUCUGGGUCAAUGGUAAAAGCAUUGGGCGUUACUGGGUCUCCUACUUGUCACCUCUUGGGAAGCCUUCUCAGUCUGAGUACCAUAUCCCAAGAGCCUUCUUGAAGCCAACUGAAAACCUUCUGGUUGUGUUUGAGGAAAUUGGAGGAAACCCAGAGAAGAUUACAAUCUUGACUGUUCACAGAGACGCAGUGUGCAGCUACAUCACAGAGUAUCACCCACCACAUGUGAAAUCAUGGAAGGGACAGGAAAGCAUGAUUCAGUCUGGGGUGGAUGUCAUUAGACCACAAGCUAUCUUGAAGUGUCCCAACCAUAAAGUGAUGGUCAAGGUUGAGUUUGCAAGCUUUGGUGAUCCUGUUGGAGCCUGUGGAGACUUCACCAUUGGAACUUGCACAACAUUUGAUACCAAGGAAAUAGUAGAAGAGCAAUGCUUGGGAAAGAAUGCUUGCACCUUACCAGUUGAUUGGAAGAAGUUAACCAAGAAGAAUGAAGAGCCAUGUCCAGGAAUCGUUAAGACAUUAGCUGUUCAAGUGCGCUGUGGACAUAACAAGAAGCAUUAG